AUGGCUGGUGGCGCAAUAAUUACAACAGCACAUACUGGUCCUUAUUUGACUGGUCGAAAACUGAUAUUUCCUUUAUCUUUGGCAAUUUCAUUAUUUUUUCUUUGGGGUUUUUCAUAUGGUUUAUUGGAUGUUUUAAACAAACAUUUUCAAGAUGUUCUUAAAAUAACAAAACUUGAGUCAACAGGUUUACAAAUUGCUUAUUUUGGAGGUGGUUAUCUCUGUUUUUCACCAAUUGCUGCUGAAGUACUUAAGCGUAGAGGAUAUCGUGUAACAAUUAUUAUGGGUUUAUCUCUUUUUGCUCUCGGUGCUAUUUCAUUUUGGCCAACUGCUCAUUUUUCCAAUCAAGAAAAUGCUAAAAAGGCUCUUGGUGGUUUUAUCGUUUGUACAUUUGUUAUAGCAUGUGGUCUGGCUUCAUUAGAAACAGCAGCUAAUUCUUAUGCUGCUGUUAUUGGUGAUCCAAAAACUGCAUCAAUGCGUUUACAAUUUUGUCAAGCAUGGAAUGGUGUUGCAUCGUUUAUUGGCCCAUUAAUUGCUUCAAAAUUUUUCUUUUCGGGAUCUGAUGCUAAUGGUCUCACAAAUGUUCAAUAUGUUUAUUUAGCUGUUGCUAUUGUUGCUGUUCUUGUGGGAAUUCUUUUCUUUUUUGCUAAAAUGCCAGAAUUUCCUGCAGAAGAUAUGGUUCAACUAACAGGUGGUAAUGAAACUAAAAUAAAACCAUUGUGGAAACAAUAUAAUAUGAUAUUUGCUUUUGUUGCACAAUUUUGUUAUGUUGGUGCUCAAGUAACAGUUGGAUCAUUUUUUAUUAAUUAUUGUGUUGAAAAUGCAUCGUAUACUAAUAGUGAAGCAUCAAAUCUUCUCUCUUAUGCUUUAAUUAUAUUCACUGUUGGACGAUUUUUUGGUGUUGCUUUAGCUCAUUUCUUACAAGCAGAUUUAGUUCUUCUUGUUUAUGGAAUAAUUAGUGUUGCAUUUUCACUAUAUAUUUCACUUGGACAUGGUGUUAGUGGUGUUGCUAUUCUUAUGGCUUUAUAUUUCUUUCAAUCAUUAAUGUACCCAAGUAUAUUUGUUAUGGGAACAUCUAAUUUAGGUCCACAUACUCGUCGCGGAGCUGGUAUUUUAGUAAUGGGUGUUUCAGGUGGUGCUGUCUUCCCGCCAAUCCAAGGUACUAUUGCUGAUAAAGCUACUACUCGAAUUUCAUACCUUGUUCCAAUGUUUGGAUAUUUUAUUGUUGCUCUUUAUGCUUCUUAUCAUUGGAUUUCACAUGGUUUUAAAGUAAAACGUGAUCGUCAAUCACCAGAAGUCGUUGCUAUUAUUCCUCCACCAAGUGAUAUGACUGAAAUGGAAAAGGUUGGAAAAGAAGAUAUUGAAACAAAUUCAAUUAAAAGCCCACAUCUUUCAAUUUAA
Messenger RNA from Adineta ricciae, 1398 nucleotides. NCBI's taxonomy places the organism in Eukaryota, Metazoa, Rotifera, Eurotatoria, Adinetida, Adinetidae. The record is from the annotation of a GenBank genome assembly.